CAUGCAACAGCAAUAAACAAACACAGAGCCAUGCGUCGUCGAGUCAACUGAUAAAGCGAAGGGGUCUAGCAUAUUAAACCACAUUGUUGUACCUCGUGGUCGUUAUUAAUGAGAUUUUGAAAAGAAAGUUGCGGUCAGCUUCAGCUUAUUUUUGUGUAGCGGAGGAGGUGGACGAGACGGAUACGUGGUGACAUCUUUCUUUCCUGAGUUUGGGCUGUGUAAAAGAAAGAAGAUGGCCGAGAUUGCUAAGCAUAUGGACAUGAAUCACAAGCGAGCCUGCCUCAACCUGGAGAAAGCCACUCAAUUCAUAACACAAGUAUUACAGCAUGAAGUAGUGAGGAACCAGGAGCUCUGUAAGCGGAUCCAUCGUCUGGAGGAGAGGGAAGCGGAGAGUGGUCGCAGCUUGACGGAGCAAGUGGAUUCAAACCGUCAGCUGAGACUUCAGACCGAUGAGCUGCAGAAACGCCUGGAGAUGAAGGACAACUCUCUCACACAAGCCAACCAGACUGUGGCUUUGCUAAGAAAUGAACUCGGGGUCCUACGUCAGCAGCUCCAGAAACAUCAGAGUAAAGAUAGGACAUUCCAGGACGAGAAUGAAUGGCUGGAGGGUGGGGAGAGCAAGGUUAAAGCUGAGGUAUCUUCUGACGGCGAGAGUCCACCGGUCCUGUUCGAUGAUCAGAAGCUGCUGGAGGGUCCACUUUCUGGGAUUAAAGAAGAGGAAGAUACAUAUGAUUCUGUUGAGCAUGGCUAUGGAGAGCAAAGGCAGUCUGUUGUAGGAACAGCUGACCCUGCAUCAGAGGAGACCAUCUCUGCAGCUGUAGACAUCAAAACAGAACUGAUAGAGGAAGGGGAGGGCCAAUCAAACAUGACUCCAGUCCUCCGGUCAGAGAUGGACCUUCCUUCUGACGACCCUGUGUCUCUGGCCCAGUUUUGUGGGGUGUCGGCGGGGCUGGUGGACUGGACUAGGGCACAAGGACAGCGAGGGAUGGAGGAAGAGAUGAGCAGAUGGAAGAGAGAUGGAGACCAAUCUGACAACCGCCCUUGUGCAUCAUCAUUUGCUGACCCCUCGGAGAACCCUACUUCCUGUUGGACCCGACAGACCGUCGCUUCCUCCAGUUCUUCCACAGAGAUAGAGGAGGCCCGACGUUUCUCCGAUCCUCCGUCUGACAAAAUCUUCAGCUCCCAGCUCAAGGUGCACCAACGAAUUAACUCCACACAGAGACCGCGCCAACGAAGUAACUCCGCACAGAGACCACACCACUGUGUUUUGUGUGGCCAAAGCUUCCAUUGUGUGAGCAAUCUCAUCAAACACCAGCGCAUUCACACCGGAGAGAGACCAUUUCACUGCACAGAGUGUGGCAAGACUUUCAAUCGAGAGAAUAGUCUCAAAAGACACUACCGCCUCCACACAGGAGAGAGACCGUACCACUGCUCUAAGUGCGACAAGACUUUCACACAACUUGAAAUGUUAAGGACACACCAGACCAUCCACAUGGGAGAGAGGCCGUACCACUGCACUCAGUGUGGCAAGAGUUUCACCCAUGGUGGUAACUUCAAAAUACACCAGCGCAUUCACACAGGAGAGAGACCGUACUGCUGCAUUCAGUGCGGGAAGUGCUUUAAUCAAGAAGGAAGUCUCAAGACGCAUCAGCGCAUUCACACAGGAGAGAGACCGUACCACUGCACUCGGUGUGGCAAGAGUUUCACCCAUGGUGGUAACUUCAAAAUACACCAGCGCAUUCACACAGGAGAGAGACCGUACUGCUGCAUUCAGUGCGGGAAGUGCUUCAAUCAAGAAGGAAGUCUCAAGACGCAUCAGCGCAUUCAUACAGGAGAGAGGCCGUUUGACUGCGCUCAAUGUGGCAAGAGGUUUUCCACAAAAGGAAAUUUAAAAAAGCAUGAGCUUAAGCACACUGGGGUUAAUCUGUAGACCUGCCUCACGUCAAGUGGCAGUGGCGAUUCUGUUAGACUGCAGACUUUAAAGGAACACUUCACCGUUUUUUCAUAUUAAACUACGUUUUUCAUAUUAAACUAUGUUAUUCAUUUAAUUAAGACGAGUUAAUACAUACCUCUCACGUUUCAAUGUGUGCACUCACUGGCUCUGGCGCGCGGCGCAACUUUGAUAGCACUUAGUUAGCCCAAUGUAUUCAUUAGGAUCCAAACAGAGAUGAAGUUAGAAGUGACCAAAGACCUCCAUGUUUUCCCUAUUAAAAUACAGUUAGUAGUCACAUGACCAAGUAUGGUGAGACAAAAUAAAACGUGGUGCAUUUCCAAGCAGGUAAAAGGGAUAACUAUAUUGUGUGGCGGAAUAAUAUUGGGAGCACUUAGACUCUGUGCAGUAAUAUCCUCACUCCAAAGUGAAACCGAAGUGAAAGUGCAAGAGUGAGGAUAUUAUUGCGCCACACAAUAUAGGCAUUACAUGUUUCAUGGCCACAAAAUGCAUUCCAAUGUCACCAUUGCCAGGUGGACCAUUGAUUAAGGUAGUCUGGGUACUGUAUCUUCAAGAUUAAUCUUAGAAUAAUCCCUUGUCUAGUCAGACAUGAUACGCUAGCAAGCCGUGUGCAUAUUCAAGUGAAUUGCCUCUCUCAUGUACAGUACACCGUUGAAUAAAUCUACAACCUGAUUUAAAGGCACCCUUAACAAGAUUUGCUCUCGGGGUCCCACUCUGGUUGAGAAGUGCAAUAAUAAACAAACUAAACAUGUGUCUUUUGCCACAAAGUAUAAACAUAACUCUGAUAUUUUACAAAGGGCAUUUCAAUCUUUGCCGUUUCGAUUUAGGAGGGCAGUUUCAUACCUGAAACAAGAAAGUUGCUAGGUAGCCUGGGUUUCCCAUACUGCCUUGCGCGGUGAUUUCUUUCACGCUGUUAAGGCAGCCUGGAAACUAACGCCCCCAUUUUCGCCUGAUGUUGGUGGCCAAUCACAGAACAGGGGAGAAAGCAAGACCAUGAUGAGCUAUGCAGAGACACAUUUGAUUGACAUCCGUGGCGCCCAAUGAACGGAUCUGGGCAUUUUUUCAAAUACGAGAAAAUGAACGUCUGGUUGCCAGACCACGUCUCAUUUGAGAAGUGGGAGGCGUUAGCCAGGCUAGUUGCUAGGUCUAAUUGCCUACAGAUUGCUGCUAAGACAAUGGCAGAACUCCACCUGGUCCGUUCGUCAUGUUAUGAGGUUAUGUGCCAUCAAGAUGAUUUUGGAAAUGACAUGUUGAAGUCGAAAAUCUGUUAAGGGUGCCUUUACAGUUUUUUCCAAUUGGUAACACACUAAAAUGACAUUCAUAGCACAAUUAUUUACAGUUUUUUCCAAUAGCUAAAACGCAAUUUUGAAAAUCCACACACAAUUCACAAAACCACACCCCAAAUUGCAAAAUACCUCAAUCUACUUAGCAAAAUGAAGCACUGCAACCAAAACUACAUACAGCAUUAUCAAAAUCAAACUUUUGCACCACAUGCCACACACUUCAUUCAUUCACCAGAUUUUUGUCUAACCAAAUACACACUGUUGGGCAUAAUGAAAAACACUAUCUUUAGAAUGCUUUGCCAUAAUACUAAAAUAGUUAAAAUUGUGAAAGUUCUUUACGUAUAAAUACACAUAAAUAUUUGCAGAUACAGAUGCAUGCUGUUUAAACUUUUUUUCACCAAACAAGUCAGUGCAACAUACAGUAUGUACAGCAAGUAUAUUUACAUUGGACUCUCCCUUCCCCUCUCAUUCUCACUCUUCCUCUUCUCCCUCUGCAAUAUCUUCCAUUUUGGUUGUAAGAAAGGUGCUCGUUGUCCAAUGGUUUUACUGUAUUGUUUUUAUUUUUUGUGAAGCACAUUGGGUUGCCCUGCUGGACAAAAUGUGCUAU
Messenger RNA from Sardina pilchardus (European sardine), 3841 nucleotides. RefSeq names its product zinc finger protein 154-like. The transcript has 9 exons. The record is from RefSeq and is a predicted model, not a curated record. NCBI's taxonomy places the organism in Eukaryota, Metazoa, Chordata, Actinopteri, Clupeiformes, Clupeidae. Bases 233 to 1930 code for a protein of 565 amino acids. Gene Ontology annotation, molecular function: DNA-binding transcription factor activity, RNA polymerase II-specific; RNA polymerase II cis-regulatory region sequence-specific DNA binding. Gene Ontology annotation, biological process: mitotic spindle assembly checkpoint signaling; regulation of transcription by RNA polymerase II.